AUGUCUUGCGAACACUGCGUUACUGGCGUGCGCCACGAAGGUACACCUGAGGGCUCCUUCGUCGAGAUCGCUGGCAUCCAAUGUUACGUCGCUACUCCCGCCGACGAGUAUGACAAGGCCAAGGUCAUUCUCUACAUCACGGACGUCUUUGGCAUUGAGCUUGUCAAUCACCUCCUUCUUGCGGACGAUUUCGCUCGCGCUGGUUUCAAGAUCGUCGUUCCCGACCUCUGCGAAGGCGAUCCUCUCCCGUCGGACUUUUUCACCGACCCGAAGUACAAGGAAAAGCUGAUGGACGACCUUCAGGCGUGGCUUGCCCGCCACACUUUUGCGCACAACACUAAGCGCGUGCAAAAGGUCAUUCAUGCGCUCAAGGCCGACGGCGUUCAGCGCUUCGGGUCGACGGGAUACUGCUACGGAGGGCGAAUCAUUUUCGACCUCGUGUACGUCAAUGAGCUUGACGUUGCGGCCAUGUCCCAUCCCUCCUUCCUCGAGAUCGCCGACUUGGAGAGAUAUGCCACGAACCACAAGAUACCGCUUCUGAUCAACAGCUGCGAGGUCGACACACAAUUCACCGAAGAGAAGCGUAACAAGGCGCUCGAGGUCUUCAAGAAUUGUUCGGUCCCUUUCAAUCAGCCAUACUUCCCCGGGUGCACGCAUGGCUUCGCUGUUCGUGGUGACAUGAACAACGCUUUGAUCAAAGCUGGCAAGGAGGGCGCUUUCAAGAGCAUCGUGGACUGGCACAAGAAAUAUCUGUAG
Molecule: messenger RNA, 756 nt
Organism: Peniophora sp. CBMAI 1063
Lineage: Eukaryota; Fungi; Basidiomycota; Agaricomycetes; Russulales; Peniophoraceae
Source: the annotation of a GenBank genome assembly